Molecule: messenger RNA, 2367 nt
Organism: Pseudozyma hubeiensis SY62
Lineage: Eukaryota; Fungi; Basidiomycota; Ustilaginomycetes; Ustilaginales; Ustilaginaceae
Product: transcription factor
Exons: 6
Coding region: 1-2367 (788 amino acids)
Cellular component (GO): MBF transcription complex; SBF transcription complex
Molecular function (GO): transcription regulator activity; DNA binding
Source: RefSeq, a predicted model, not a curated record
AUGGUUGCCGCGGCGAGAACGUGGUCGACCGACAAGCGCGGCUCGCCCUCAUUCCACCAGGAAAACCCUGUCGGACGCCAUACAAUUACGACGCUUCAUACAUACCUGAAGCCUUCCAGAUACUAUUGUGCCAGACCUGGUCCCCGUCGGUCGAUCCCCCGAGUUAAUGCGACCGCUUCAAUCCAGGCCCAGGCCCUGGUUUCACAGCCAAAGACAAACCUUUCCCACUCGCAACGGCAAGGUUUGCUCUCACCGGACACAGACAGUCUUGAUGCGGCGCACUGCAUUGAUGGCGAUGCAGUGCUCUGUGUCGUUCUGUUCGUGGCGCUGAUGGGCUACCGUGUUCGUAUCCGGCUCUUGGCUUUUCGUUUCCGGUGGUCGUCUCAUUCUCGUGUUUCGGAACAAGCCACAGCACCUGUCCGCUGUUCCUUACAGUGUUGUCAUCCGACCGUAGCUCCGUCACGGCUCGUUGCAAUGUGGAAGAUGUUGGGAUGCCGCAGCAGCCCACUUGCAGCCGCCCAACAUGAUCGCGAUUGCAUGGCACCGGCAAGCUCUGGACCGUACUCGGCAAUGCUCCAUCCAUUGUUGCGAAAUGAAACUUUGAUUGCUGGUUUGCGUGCAAGUGUUUAUCGGUCCGCAACUUUGCUCAUAUCGUUCCUACGUACAGUAUCAAGCACGGAUGUUGAAAUGACAACAUCAAGGGCUGUUGAUGAUGCCAGCGUUCAUCAGAACAACUUGGAGCGAUCUGAGACCGAGCUGAAUGUCGGUGCUGCUGCUGCUCUGCUUGCCGGAGCGCCUGACAGCGCCGAUGUGCUUUCAAAUAUCAUUGCUCUCAUGUCAUCGGAACAGCUCUCGACCUCAACAGGUUCAGCGACGGGAGACACUCCUAUCCUCGACAAUACUCACCAACAGAUCAAGAACGUUGGUCUCGAAGGCGUCGCGUACGCUGCUGAGCUUCUCCUCAAGCUAAAGAAUCCGGACGACCCUACUUGUGCAAACAUGCCCAUGUCGAAUCUCAACGAUGGCACCUUUCAAGCUGGCGCCGGCAUCGCCAGGAAGCGCGGCCUUCCUUACUCUCGCACCGACGCCGAGAUGAACCAAGCCGCGCUCAACGGUUCUGGCGGCAACUUCUACAUCUCUGCCCCUCACCCCGCGCGACUUUUCCCAACUGCCAUGCACGAGUUUAGGAAGGGAAAGUACGCGACCACUGGAGGAGACCGUGGCUUCAUGACGGGUAAGUACAAGGCUAACGUCGUCGUCGUACCUCGACCUCUGAAACUGACAUCGCUCACUUCACUCUUUGGUCGGGUCAAAGUAUUCGAGUACGACGUGCGAGGUCAUACAAUGAUGAUCGACGUCGACACCUCUUUCGUUCGCUUCACCUCCAUUACUCAGGCCCUCGGCAAGAACAAAGUCAAUUUUGGACGACUGGUGCGCACAUGCCCUGCCCUCGAUCCACACAUCACCAAGCUCAAGGGCGGAUACCUGAGCAUCCAGGGCACCUGGCUCCCUUACGACCUGGCCAAAGAGCUGUCGCGACGCAUCGCUUGGGAGAUCCGAGACCACCUCGUUCCGCUGUUUGGCUACGACUUCCCUUCGACAUGCUUGCGACCUGACUCGGAAGGCUUUGGUCAGCUCGCCAUCGGCAUGUCGCAGAAGCGAGCUCGGAAGCGCCACAACAAUGGCGGUCCUCAUCAGACAUCAUGCUACGGUCCUAGUCUGCCGAUCUCGGUCGUGGGUGGGCAAACCGUCGAACACGCUCCCAGCAGCAAGAGCGGUCUGGUGCAGCCAUCGUAUGGGUCUUCGCAGCCGGCCACCUUCCACUACAGUAAAGGAUAUGGUAUGGAAGGACGUCAGUGGUACGGACAGGACUAUCUCGCGCCGAACAAUUUGGAGGGCAUGAUGUGGCCAUCGAGCGACGGAUCGACGGGCUUGCAGGUGCCGCUGGCAGCACCGAGCGGAGCCUGCACAUCGCCGUCGCUGACUGGACUCGGACCUGGUAGCGGCUCGCCGAUCCUUUCUUCUCCACCAUCGUCCAACGCGUCUUCUUCGUCGUCUGGCCAGACUUAUGCUCCGAACUAUAUGUUGAUGGUGCCACCUACGGUCCCUUCGCACUCUAUGGGCGGCGAACCUAGUGUCAGCCACACGGAGGGCUCUGCGUCCACCGAAGAUACGCGCAGCUACGGUGGGUUGGCGGGCCACGGUUAUCCGACGACCUACACUGAUGCCAAUACUCAGCUUUCAGCGUGGAGCGAGCCGGCUCACUCGACCUACGUGAAAUCCUCGCCUACGCCUCCGCCGCCGGCUCCUCACGGUGGCUCCUCUUUUGCGUUCGACUCGUGGCAGCAGUCGACACCUUCUUCGUAG